Messenger RNA from Lotus japonicus, 2421 nucleotides. RefSeq lists its product as uncharacterized. The record is from RefSeq and is a predicted model, not a curated record. Gene Ontology annotation, molecular function: zinc ion binding; nucleic acid binding. NCBI's taxonomy places the organism in Eukaryota, Viridiplantae, Streptophyta, Magnoliopsida, Fabales, Fabaceae. The coding region runs from base 1021 to 1869 and encodes 282 amino acids. The transcript has 3 exons.
GUGGGAUUUUGAGUUUCUAAUGGAAUUAUGGUGAAUGAUAUUAGGGAUUUGGGAGAUGUAGAAUUGUUUCUGUUAAUGAUGUUCUGGAAAUCUGAUUUGAAAUCCAUUGAUUUUGGGAUUUUCUUUUGUGUGAUUGAACGGGGUGAGGGCAGAACCAUAGUAUGCUAGGAGUUUUGGGUUGAGGUUCCCUUUUGAUUUUCUUUAUGAUCACGCACAUAAGGACUGUUAGGUAGCAUGCUUGUUAGGUUUUGUGUCUUGUUUGAUGAGAAACAACUUUAAUCACUUAUUUUGGAACAUAAAACGGACUGGUCAUUUUCCUGGUAUGAACCGUGACUUUCGAAGCCUUUUAGAGCCUGUUUAGAGUGCUCGAAUAAUGUUGCGUUGAACUGAGAAAGUGUAGGCCUUUGAAAGAGCUUUCUGGAAUGAUAUGGUACAUAAUUUUUGGUUGAGAGACGAGGUAAUUAGGAGGAGUAGUCUAUAGCCUUUAUUUCGAGUUGGAGUCCUUGCUCUGAUACGUAGCACUCGGGGGGGAAAUGGACGCUUGUUUUCCUUCUGUUAUAAUUUGAAUUAAGUUGUUAUUUGAGAAGUUGUUUCUGUUUUAAGUUGUGGGCAAGAUACUAUGUUUUCUUUAAGUUUUAAAGACACUGGAUUCGCUGCAUAACUAUUUGUCAAAGUGAACUAGUUCAAAGACUAAUUAACUGUCACAAGAGCAUUUAAGUUUAUUUAUGAGUUCAUCUCAAAGUUUAUGUGCUAUGUAUCUGUUACAGGAGCAUUAUGAUAAUGUUUUAAGUGAUUAUGUAAUGCCCCAUGAGUGUUAGAAUUUUUAUCACUCUGAUAUUUGCAAUACAUAUACCGUUUAGAAUUGGGGUGUUACAUUAGUGGUAUCAGAGCAAUGGUUGGUCAGUGACCAAGUUUUUAGUAUAAUAUAUAUUCUAAUACUUACUGAUACUCGAUAUGUGUAAGUAGCACUAUCGAACUGUUGUUUGAUAAGAGUUGUUGGCUGUUUGGAGAUUCAGGAAAAUGGUUGCCGGAAGGAAUGAUGAAGCUAUCGCUGAGGCAUUGGCAAUGUUGGUUGGCGCCAUUGGGCAAGGUCAGCAAGCGAACCUUGGGAACCAUAAUCAGGAUGAAUUCCGUGCUUUGGGAAAGUUUCAGAGGAACAAUCCGCCAACCUUUGAAGGAGCAUACGACCCUGACAAAGCACAGGCAUGGCUGAAAGCAAUUGAGAAGAUCUUUCGAGUCAUGAAUUGUACUGACGCGCAAAAGGUGCAGUUUGGCACCCAUAUGCUUGAGAAAGAAGCUGAAGAUUGGUGGGACAACACUGUUCAGAGGUUUGAAGGUGAUGGGAUGGAGAUUACUUGGGAUCUUUUCAAGGGUGCAUUUCUGGAGAAGUACUAUCCAGAAGAUGUGCGUGGAAAGAAGGAAAUUGAGUUUCUUGAACUCAAGCAGGGUAAUGGAACCGUGGCGGAGUAUGCUACAAAGUUUGAGGAAUUGAUUAAGUUUUGUCCCCACUACAAUACUGCCGAAGCUGAGAGAUCUAAGUGUAACAAGUUUGUGAAUGGUUUGAGACCUGAGAUCAAGAAGGUUGUGGGAUAUCAACAGAUUAUCCGAUUUUCUGACCUGGUUAACAGGAGUAGGAUAUAUGAUGAGGAUAGCAGGGAAAGUGCUGCUCACUACAAGUCUUUGAAAGAGAAGAAAGAAAAGGGGCAAUUCAGAGGGAAACCGUAUGGGAAUCCUGUUGAUAACGGUAAACAAGAAGCUGGUAAUGACAAGAAGCCGAGUGGGGGAGGAGCUCCUAAUCCGGUUAGGUGCUACAAGUGUGGUGUUGAAGGACAUCGUUCUCCUGAAUGUCUCAAUUCAGAAGCAACAUGAUUUAAGUGUGGCAAGCUGGGCCACAAAUCCUUUGAGUGCCUAGAAGGUAAAACUGUGGCAUGCUACAGAUGUGGAGAGCAAGGUCACAUCAGUACUAAUUGUGACAAACCCAAGAAGGAUCCUGCAAGGGGGAAGGUGUUUGCUUUAUCUGGUGCUGAGACUACUGCUGAGGAUAGACUAAUUCGAAGUAAUUAGGAGGAGUAGUCUAUAGCCUUUAUUUCGAGUUGGAGUCCUUGCUCUGAUACGUAGCACUCGGGGGGGAAAUGGACGCUUGUUUUCCUUCUGUUAUAAUUUGAAUUAAGUUGUUAUUUGAGAAGUUGUUUCUGUUUUAAGUUGUGGGCAAGAUACUAUGUUUUCUUUAAGUUUUAAAGACACUGGAUUCGCUGCAUAACUAUUUGUCAAAGUGAACUAGUUCAAAGACUAAUUAACUGUCACAAGAGCAUUUAAGUUUAUUUAUGAGUUCAUCUCAAAGUUUAUGUGCUAUGUAUCUGUUACAGGAGCAUUAUGAUAAUGUUUUAAGUGAUUAUGUAAUGCCCCAUGAGUGUUAGAAUU